Molecule: messenger RNA, 918 nt
Organism: Colletotrichum navitas
Lineage: Eukaryota; Fungi; Ascomycota; Sordariomycetes; Glomerellales; Glomerellaceae
Exons: 2
Coding region: 226-699 (157 amino acids)
Source: RefSeq, a predicted model, not a curated record
GAUAGCGAAGCGAACAAACGGCCGGCACGCACAUAGUGCAGGUGCAUGUGGGGAGGCAAGCUUGCGCAAAACUUCAUAUGUCAUAGUGGUUGACAACUGCAUGGCCUGCCUAGUAUAACAUUGAGAAUCAAACGCCCGUCCCAUCCACAGAGAAUACUAACAUCCAAAGGAAAAUACUAAAGAGGGAUACAACUGGCAAACUGCACACCAAAUCAGUAAAAAGAUAUGACUCUUCAGUCGGCGAGUGACAAUGUGAGCUACGAGACCCAUAGCGACGACGUACGCCGUCUAUUCCGCCGUAUAUCAUCAUCCCGCAUAUCGGUUCCCUCCCUUCCCGACUUGUCCCCGAUCUUUACUACCAAAAAAGAAAAGAUAGAGUACCACCCAGAGAAGUUGGUCGCCCCUUCACCGCCGCUUGUCCGUUCUCGCGCUAGUGAAAAAAAUAUCCUGUCUGUCUCAGGAACAGGGGUUCCUUUCCCAUCGGGUUUCGCUUGGCUGCGAGGUUCGAUCAGUUGUUGGCCAGGCCUCUCUCUUCUUUCUCGCCUCCUCCCUACAAUUCCGAAACGAAAGAAAAGAAAACCUCAUCGUUCCAAUCGGACCCUGGCGAUCAGCUCCGACCCUGGCCCCAUCGUGCGCUCAUUCUGUCUGAGCUGCAUGUUGCCGGAUUGCCGCGGGUCGGUAGGGCCAUCAUUCGCAUGACCCCGUCGGCAACGAGACAUGGUCCAACCAGUUGCCGAUCCAUCUGGCUAUGGAUGACGGCGUGGCCGAUUAGUAACGGCGGCGAUGGUCUAUCACAAUCCAAUUAGAAUCUGUUUGGCUUAUAGUACGAUAAGAAAGAAUGCGUGUAGAUUUGGCAACAGGGGAGAAAGGGGGAGAAUCCAUCUAUCUGAGUAACGCAAUGCAAGACGGCUGCUUGUU